Messenger RNA from Ceratotherium simum simum (southern white rhinoceros), 1537 nucleotides. RefSeq names its product heparan sulfate-glucosamine 3-sulfotransferase 1 (gene HS3ST1). Gene Ontology annotation, molecular function: [heparan sulfate]-glucosamine 3-sulfotransferase activity. The record is from RefSeq and is a predicted model, not a curated record. Lineage: Eukaryota; Metazoa; Chordata; Mammalia; Perissodactyla; Rhinocerotidae.
AUUGAUCGCCGAGCCUCCCGCCUGCAAAGUCCUCGGCGCGCGGGUAGACACGAGCUGCCGCCACUGCCAGGUCUCAGUGGGUGCCCGCGCCCCUGCCUCGCUUGCCUGCCCCGGGGCGUCCUGAAGCUCGCUCCGCCGGCCGCUGGUGCUCGCCGGCGCUGCCCAUGGCCCAGCCCGAGAGCAGACUUCGGGCGCCGGACCGGCUGGACCGCGGCGCGGCUCAGUAAUUGGCGGCCUGCGACACCCAUGUGUCACUGAUCAGGAGGCAUUCCCUGCUGCAGCGCUUCAUGACCCAGCGGCGCCCGGCCCAGUGAAGCCACCGUGGUGUCCAGCAUGGCCGCGCUGCUUCUGGGCGCGGUGCUGCUGGUGGCCCAGCUCCGGCUGGUGCCUUCCCGCCCCGCCGUGCCCGGAGCCGAGCCCGGCCAGCAGGAGCUCCUGCGGAAAGCCGCCACCCUGCGGGACGAGGUCCGGGGCGGCGCGGCCCCCAACGGCUCCGCCCAGCAGCUGCCGCAGACCAUCAUCAUCGGCGUGCGCAAAGGCGGCACCCGCGCGCUGCUGGAGAUGCUCAGCCUGCACCCCGACGUGGCGGCUGCCGAGAACGAGGUCCACUUCUUCGACUGGGAGGACCAUUACAGCCAGGGCCUGGUCUGGUAUCUCAGCCAGAUGCCCUUCUCCGCCCCGCACCAGCUCACGGUGGAGAAGACCCCCGCGUACUUCACGUCGCCCAAAGUGCCUGAGCGGGUCCACAGCAUGAACCCGUCCAUCCGGCUGCUGCUCAUCCUGCGGGACCCGUCGGAGCGCGUGCUCUCCGACUACACCCAAGUGUUCUACAACCACGUGCAGAAGCGCAAGCCCUACCCGUCCAUCGAGGAGUUCCUGGUGCGCGACGGCCGGCUCAACGUGGACUACAAGGCGCUCAACCGCAGCCUCUACCACGUGCACAUGCAGAACUGGCUGCGCUUCUUCCCGCUGCGCCACAUCCACAUCGUCGACGGCGACCGCCUCAUCAGGGACCCUUUCCCCGAGAUCCAGAAGGUCGAGCGGUUCCUGAAGCUGUCGCCGCAAAUCAACGCCUCGAACUUCUACUUUAACAAAACCAAGGGCUUCUACUGCCUGCGGGACAGCGGCCGGGACCGCUGCUUACACGAGUCCAAAGGCCGGGCACACCCCCAAGUGGACCCCAAACUCCUCAAUAAACUGCACGAAUAUUUUCACGAGCCGAAUAAGAAAUUCUUUGAGCUUGUCGGCAGAACAUUUGACUGGCACUGAUUUGCAAUAAGCUAGGAACCUUUCCUAUUGUAAGUUACCGUGUACAUCUAGGGGGAAAAAAAAGAAUUUUAAAAGGGCAUUUAAGCUAUAAUUUAUUUGUAAAAUCCAUAAAUUACUUCUGUACAGUAUUAGAUUCACAAUUGCCAUAUAUAUACUAGUUAUAUUUUUCUACUUGUUAAAUUGAGGGCAUUUUGUAUUGUUUUUCAUGGUUGUUAAUGUGUACUAUGUCUCUAUAUGAAGGAACUAAAAUAUUUCAUUGCAAAAAAAA